UGUCAACAAGGAAAAACAAAACCUUCUUCUUACAUAUGUGUACGGAUCAUGCAAAGCGCUGCACUCGAAAUAUGUUUUUACCAUAAAGUUGUGCUGUGAAAAGUUUCUGUGUAAAGUUAUUCCAUAACUCGAUCCCGUUGGCCGUUCCCUUUCGCACAUUGGUGUGUGCAUUCCUCGUGGAAACGGUCCCUAUCCCGGGCUAUCCCUGUCUACAACUGUUCCGACUUCAACUUCAUUCCACGAACAAUGCGAUAACUGCCCACAGACGACGACGCGCUGACUCUGCUGCUUUACCAUGAACAGUUACGACACGCUCGGUGGCAACGGAAGCGGUCCGUCCGGAACCGCCGCCGUAUGUCACUGGCUGAAGCACAUGAAGCUGUACCGGGUGGUGCUGAUCGUGGUGGUUUGCUCGCUAACGCUACCCUUCGUGUUCUACAAUCUGCUCGUGCACGAGGAAUCGAACGUCCAGCACAAUGACAUCCACCGGACACGCUCGCAACUCUUCACGUUCGAGGACGUGACCCCAAUGAAGGCGGCUGAUCUGAAGCUGCGCAUUGACGAGAUGCUGCGCAUGAAGGGUACGGUGUCGUUGGAACUGCGCGAUCUUGAAUCCCGCCGCCAGAAGCUACAGUCGGACAUCGGACUGUACAAUCAGAAAAUUGACGAGCUUAAGCAGGAACUCGCGCGGCAACAGACGGAGCUGGACCGGUUGAAGAUUUCCGUCGAGCAAGCACAGGUGGCUCAACGUGAAGCGGUGCUACGCAACACCCCGGAACUAGCCCUCCCUAGGGCUCUGUAUUCUGAGACACUACCGACCGACAUGCGCCCGAUCGGGGGUGAGCAGAGCCGGGCGUGUAAAAUGAGCACCUGCUUCGAUCAUUCGCGCUGCAGUCUAACGUCCGGCUUUCCGGUGUAUCUGUACGAUCCGGACACGACGUUCGUAGUUAGCGAAGGGUUCGAUAUCGACGGGUUCCUGAAGACCACCAUCAAACAAACGCUCGGUUACAAUGCGCACCUUACAACGGAUCCGAAAAAAGCAUGCGUUUUUCUCGUGCUCGUCGGCGAAGCGCUUGCGGAGCACGAAGUACUGAAGAACAAUCGCUACAACGCGGCCCUGGGAGGCUCAGACCGGUCGUCGUUGCCUGAAUCCGGCACCAUGCAGCCAUCGAGUCUUAACGUUACCCGGCUUCGACUGUUACCGUACUGGGGAGGCGACGGUCGAAAUCACGUGCUGCUGAAUUUCGCCCGCCGAGAGAUUGGCCCCGGCACGGGUAAUAUGCUGCAGGGUCGCUCGAUGGACACGGGUCGAGCCAUGCUGGUACAGUCGAGCUUCGAGGAAAGUCAAUUUCGCGUUGGCUUUGAUCUGAUUGCGCCACCCAUCCUGGGACCGCCCGGUGGAGAUGUUUGGCAGGAGUGUGCCCCGAUGCUGCCGGCCCGAAGGAAGUAUCUGCUAAGCUUUCAGGGUGAACUGCACGGCCAGAAUGGAUCACUGGGUGUGGCCGGACCGCACGGUACAGACGACACGGAAAGCGACACGGUGGACGAGUUCAUUAUCGAGCAUCUGAAGGAGAUGUCCUCGGGCAGGACGCAGGACUACUUUAUGCUGCAGUUUGAGUGUGUACCCGCCACGGAGCAGCGCAGUCCGUCGGGAUUGCGAGAGUGGUCACUCUGCGGGACGGACAACUCUCGGAAGUUCGUACUGAAGGAGUCGACCUUUGCGCUGCUGCUUGCGCCCGGCGGAGGAAGUACGAGCUCCACGUUGCUGCAGGCACGGCUUUACGAGGCGCUACGAGCAGGAGCGAUUCCGCUGGUGCUGGGAGGCGACCAGGUGCAGCUGCCGUACGCAGAAACGAUCGAAUGGAGGCGUGUGGUGAUUUCGCUCCCGAAAGCACGCAUCACCGAGCUACACUUCCUGCUCCGUGCCAUUCCGGAUGCCGAUUUGCUGAUGAUGCGCCGCCAGGGUCGGCUCGUGUGGGAACGAUACCUUAGCUCGGUACAGUCGACCGUCGAUACGAUCGUGGCAAGUCUGCGCAAUCGGCUCGGCAUUCCACCGAAACCGAUACCCUCGGUCGUAGCGCACAGCGUGUUCAACUCAUCCUUUGUCCCGCUCAAAUCCGACCCGGUAAUCGACACCGAACCGGAGGAAUCACUCGGCCCCAUCGAACCACCGUACCCUAGUCCGGCGUUCCGCAGAAACUACACGGCCACGCUGGUGCAAUCGCGCGAAAUGUGGAACGAUUGGGCCGAUCCGUUCUCGCUCUAUCCGCAGCUGCCGUUCGAUCCCGUGCUACCGUCGGACGCCAAAUUUAUCGGCUCGCACAUGGGCUUCCGGCCGAUCGGGAAGGGUGCGGGUGGUACAGGGAAGGAGUUUGGCGAAUCGCUCGGUGGCAACUAUCCACGUGAACAGUUCACGAUCGUGAUGCUAACGUACGAGCGGGAACAGGUGCUGAUGGAUUCGCUGAGCCGCCUGUACGGUCUGCCGUACCUGCACAAGGUGAUCGUCGUCUGGAACUCACCGAAACCGCCGCUGGAAGAUCUCCGAUGGCCGGACAUUGGUGUGCCGGUGCACGUCGUUCGUGCACCACGGAACUCACUCAACAAUCGCUUCCUACCGUUCGAUGCGAUCGAAACGGAAGCGGUCCUAUCGGUCGAUGACGAUGCCCAUCUGCGGCACGAUGAGAUUCUGUUCGGAUUUCGCGUCUGGCGUGAGCAUCGGGACCGGGUGGUUGGUUUCCCGGGCCGGUUUCAUGCGUGGGACGUGAAUACGCUCGACUCGUGGAACUACAACUCGAACUACAGCUGCGAGCUGAGCAUGGUGCUGACCGGGGCCGCCUUCAUACACAAGUACUACACCUAUCUGUACACGUACACGCUGCCACAGGCGAUCCGCGACAAGGUGGACGAGUACAUGAACUGUGAGGAUAUUGCGAUGAACUUCCUGGUAUCGCACGUAACACGCAAACCGCCGGUGAAGGUCACAUCCCGCUGGACGUUCCGUUGUCCGGUGUGUCCGGUGUCGCUCAGCGAGGACGACACACACUUCCAGGAGCGCCACAAGUGCAUCAAUUUCUUUACCAAGGUGUUUGGAUACACACCCUUACUCAACACGCAGUACCGGGCCGAUUCGAUCCUGUUCAAGACGCGAAUACCACACGACAAACAGAAAUGCUUUAAAUUUAUCUAAAUCUUGUUCCAAAAUCGAUCAACCAUGAAUUUAUCACCACCAUCGGUCACCGAUCGGUCGUCACUCCGUCCAUCGUCCUGCUCGACACCAGGGCGAUGUCAGUAGCGGUAUCUAACCGGAACAAAACACACACACACACAUACAGUUACUACUAGGGGAUAUUGAAUAGUCACAAUCUGUGCAUACCACGCGUACGUUACGUUAUUGCUACGUAUAUGGCCCAUCACCCAAAGCGGAUGCCAUGAAGUAGAUGUAGUUCAGUUUUAGGACGUUUAGCUUUUAGCAACACUAUGCGUGUGACUCUGGUGCUGUGCGUUUGCCAGUGGUAAAGACGUACCUGCUUUUCUACGGUACGGGCAGGAUAGAAGCGCAUCGCGUUAUAGUUUUGCAAAGCAACUCUUAUUCCACUCCCAAUGAACCAUCUCAUUGGGGGGUAGUUCGUAAAGAUUAGCAUAAUCCGUACUCUUAGGUUAGCCGAAAAGAAGGAAGAAAAAAAAUGCAAGCAGCUAGGAGAUAAUUUUUAACACAAACUCAUCGGAUUGCAAUAUAGUUUUUACCGGUACGACUGAAACGAGCAAUCGAGCAUUAAGAGAUAAUGUAGCUUAUAGCGGGAACAGGCACCAGUAAGUAGCAACACAAGUCGUCAGCUUGCGUACGUUUUGCUACCACGAUGUAGUUUAAGUUUUGUGUUUGUUUGUCGUGCGUUACCUAGUCCGGUUAGCUUCGGUUCCGAUGCAUUGCGUUGGAGACGUUGGGUUUUAUCGUCUAGUUUAGAGCUUUAAGAAACAAAGCGAUGCGGUUGUAUCAGUUGUACUCAUUUUCGGUUGUAAUCAUAUGCUCUGCACUGAGAAAAGACUAAUAUAAAAUGACAGGUAUACUGUGGGAAAA
Molecule: messenger RNA, 4075 nt
Organism: Anopheles stephensi (Asian malaria mosquito)
Lineage: Eukaryota; Metazoa; Arthropoda; Insecta; Diptera; Culicidae
Gene: botv
Product: exostosin-3
Cellular component (GO): membrane
Molecular function (GO): glycosyltransferase activity
Source: RefSeq, a predicted model, not a curated record